Molecule: messenger RNA, 483 nt
Organism: Triticum aestivum (bread wheat)
Lineage: Eukaryota; Viridiplantae; Streptophyta; Magnoliopsida; Poales; Poaceae
Exons: 2
Coding region: 85-345 (86 amino acids)
Source: RefSeq, a predicted model, not a curated record
UCAUUUCCCUAUAUAAACUGCCUAGGCUUCCAUGGCUCUGCCAACUCAAAGCACACACAAAGGCAACGCUACACCAAGAUCAUUAUGGUUUCGGCCAUGAAGCUGUCGGUCACCAUCGUCCUCCUCCUCUCAGGGCUCGUGGUGUUCGGGGAGACCGCGGACGCCAAGGCGAAGGCGCCGUGCGCCGUGGUGUGCUUCCAGGGAGGCCACAUCACCUGCGACAACUACCCCGGCCAGGAGCUCGACGGGUGCGACUGCGAGUGCGCGCCGGCCGACGGCAAGGGCUGCGUGCUCCACCUCGACGACGGCGUGACCCACACCAACUGCCGCACGCCCAAUAUGUAGCUGAAUUGUUGGUUCGAGUUUGAGUUCAAUAAUGCUCUGCAAGCUUGUUGUCGAAUAACGAAAGUGUUCGCGUGUGUGUAGUUUGGCAGUGUAAUUCAACUUACAUGCUUCGAAUAAAAUUAAGUAAAUUGCACAAAA